CCACAUCCAUAUCCAUAUCCAUAUCCAUAUCCAUAUCCAUAUCCAUAGCCAACCUUGAAGUGCCGACAUAUGCUAAUGUAGGGAAGCAUGAUUCAAUAUAUUUACCGGAGACUUCUUAAUGAUGUGAACUCAACAUGGUCACUCAAAAUUGUAUUGAUACUAACCUACAACCUUUCAGAGACCAGUCUUUACUACCUUGUUAUUAGGAUUACUUUAUGUUGACUCAGAUAACUCAACUCCUUCUUUAUCAUCUUUCGAGUGUUCCAUGCCAUACAUCACCAUACCAUACCAUGGCUCGCUCUCAAUCUCUCCCCUCCUCUCUUCGUCUUUUUCCUUGUCAAGGAGACAAAGACGUGAUUCAUCCACUCAUCCACUCUAUCUCAUUCCGCCUUAUAUCGUACCACUUAUGGAAUAAUACCAGGGUACAGUCAAAACAGUCUGCCAAACCUCCAAAUCAUGAAGUCAUCUUCUUGGCAAUUUGUCAGGGCAUUCUUGAUUUUUUCUUUCCUCACUGCUUAUGCUCACGCUCACUAAUCAACUUUUUUGGUACGUAUCUCGAUCACGAUUUCUUCUCCACCAACCAAUUUUUACUCCAUAUUCUCAUCCCAAAAGAAAUACUUACAUCUCGAUCUAUACGCCCGAUGGCCCUUGGCAUCCAGACAAUGAGGUAACAUCUUCCCUUACGCAUCGCGCCUUGAAUUGUCUAGAAGCCGCUUAAAUCCAUCAGCUCAAUACUUUGUACACAUAUGGGGCCAGCCAGCCUACUCUUCCGCCUUAAUUGCGGAGCCCAACUACCUCAUCUAUCCUACCUGUACACAGGACUCGUACAACAAAGCACCAACUUUGGUCUGGAACUCUUUGCGCCCGUGACAAUUGAAGACAGCAGCUUUGUUCCAACACACCCGUUUCUUUGAUCUUGAUUCAAUCUUAUAUAUUCCUUAUACAAUCAAGCCUAUUGGAUGGAUGUUUGUUCCCUUUUCCUUUUCCACACGCCGAAAGACUCAGACCCGACAUAAGCUCAUAAAGUUAUUCCCAAAAAGCACCAACCCACUUAACCUUGCCUUGACUCAGUUAAGUGAGUGAUCUAAUCAUCUUUUCACAAAUUUCUAAACUCCGAACUAAAACCUCUAACCUCUACCCGGCCCUUCCGCAUUUUCCAUCCUUCUCUUUCUCUUUCAUCCAUCUCGUCCCUAAAAGGCCCUUUGUACCAAACAAAAAUCCUCAAGCAGGAAAUUCUUGACACUCUAACCCUCGAAACAUCUAGUACCCAUCCUCUAGUGCCUGUCUAGAACAGCCUCCUAACAUCCAAUCGGCAUUCGCUCCCGGAUAUUUACUUGAGAUCUAGAUAGAUUGUAUGCAUCUCCUCCCGUCUUUGCCUCUAGGACUGAAUGAAGAACGUCAUUGGAAAUUCGAAUUAAGGUUUGAGAACUUAAUGCACACACAAUUAGAAAUCAACAUCCAUCGUGUCGUAUCGUACGUGCACACGAAGAUUGAUCCAUCAAUACUUACACACAAUCACCACGUAUAUAUAUCUAUAUAUUUAUUUCCGUGUCCUCAUCUACCUCAUUGUUUACUCUCACUCCAUCAUCAUCUAUCUCAUCAUCUCUCAAUCAUCUUUCUCAAACUCUCUGCCAAGCAAAACCCGCACAACCGCAGAUAUCCUAGCACCAAUCUACUAGGUCUAUACCUAACAACACAUUCCCAGCCCGGCUACCAACCCAACCGGUAUCCGUCCAUCCCGACUCCAACCCCUCCCUCCCACAGCUGCUCUCUCGCUCUCGGAAUCCACGGAAUUGUCACUUUUGUUCAUUUCUCCAUUUCCAACCCAUUCAUUUAUUUCAAAGCAGACAGUCAAUCGAGCAUACCUCAUCUCUUAAAAAGCAGAGAAAGACAGGGAAAGACAGAGAAAGAAAAUUAUUUCCUUACUUAUCUGCUUACCUACUUGCUACGAAUUCUACCAUUUUAUCAGUUUCUUCAUCGGCAUCAUCAAAUUGAAUACCAAAUUAAAUACAUACGUACAUACAAACAUACAAACAUACAAACAUACAUACAAGAAAUAUAACUUAUACAUAAAAUAAAUUAUCCUAAGGAUCUCUCUGAGCAAUCGCAAUAUUCUUAUAUCCGCUUUAUCUCCCUCCUCAUUACAUACCUAUCUAGCAUAUCACAUCCAAGUACCGAAUCAAGGCGAGAUCAAGUUCGAGGAAGAAAAGAAAAGCGCCAGCUUGUGUGAAAACGGAUUCUAUCUUUUCAUUUUUCAAUCCUCUACCUGGAGAAAAAGGUGUGAGGAUUGCUUUGCAUGCCUAGCUGUUCUUUGUUGUGUAUGUGGGGAGAUACAUAGGUAUAUAUACUGAGCUACAUACGUAUAUACGUUCAUUUUCUACAACUACGGAUACUACUACUUGCCACCAAAGUGAACUUCUUUGGCGAUCGAAUUGGGAUUAGGAUUCCCUUUAUAUCCAUUCACAUUCUUCUAUUCGAAACUUUUUCUGGAGUGUAUUGGGAUUGAUAUCGAUAUCGACAUCGAAUUUUGAAUUAGGAUUGACAUUACAAUCGGACUUGACUCCGCAUUGGGAAUCCGGUAUUGGGGAUAUCGAUUUUGGGAUAUUCGUCGUUUUACACCAUAUUUUUAUUUUACUUACUGUGUUGAUCGAUUUGUACACAUACACCAGCAAUGACACGAUUACUAUCAAGAAGCUCACACACCUCGUCCCGCUCCACGACCCUCCUAAUCGCCUUCCUCUCCCUAACAUCCAACACUCUCUCUUCUAUCUUCUUCCACCAACUCCCUGACGAGCCGUUUCACCUCGCGGUUAACUAUGGAUUGUACCUACAUUUUGCAAAUGUGAUGAGUGUCUUUGGAGUUAUUGGGGCUUUGAGGAAACACUCCCUCUCCAUUCUGUGUUUCUCAAACUAUCUCCUCCUCGAUACACUCCUCAGCGCAAUCCCCCGUCUCCUCCUCCUAACCCUCCUCUCCAACUCCUCUUCUAUCCUCUGCACCCCCUCGUCAACCACCUCUCUCGAUUUCUCCACCGUCACUCAACCUCCCGCGCUAUCGCAAAAUGCGCAGGAAAUAAGUCUCGCUUCCUACACUAUCUCGACCAGUAUCCCCGCAUCAUCGCACAUUGCAUCUUUUGCGGAUUUUGUGGGGAGGACAGGAGGAGAUGAUGGAUGGACCGAGGGUGGAUGUAAGAAGAUUAUUACGCUGGGAUAUAUCACGUUGAUUGCGGGGGUUAUGGCAGCUAUGGGAUUACAGGUUCUGGGCGCGCUUUGUGUGAGGGAUUAUGCGAGGGGCUUGUUUGUGAAUGAGGAAAUGGGGAAUGAUGGAGAAUGGGAAAGGGAGACGGGGGAUAGAGAAAGAGAGAGGGGGGAUGUAGAGAGAGGGGAGAAGGUGAAGGUGGUGGAGAGGGAGGGGUUCAGACCACUUUUGGUGUUGGAAAGGGAGAGGGGUGAAGAGUUCAGGAGGAUGACUCCCAUUGUGGAAGAGAGGGAAUACUUUUAAAUGAUGGCAGUGAUUGAGGAAGUGGCCACAAGAGGAGAAUAAACGAGAUGAGAUCCUCCAUUCACAUACCCCAGGAGUACAUCUCCCAAGGACAUGAAGCAAGCAGUCCAACGAGACAAAACGACAUGAACAAGAAUUGACGAAAUUGUAUGAUACGAAAGGUGGUGGAUGGGAUCAGUCUGCAGAUGGAUGACAAACGAGUUACGAAGCGAACUUUGGAUUGCCAUGAUUGGGCUUGUAUAUAUCAAUAUCAUGGGAGGAAGCAUGAAGCAUGCAUGAAGCAUGAAACGUAAAUAGGAAUAUGGGGAAAGGGCGCUCAUUAGAUACCAUUACUACCGAUACCAUUGGGGAAGAAGAGGAAGCAGAAGAAGAAGUGUAAUAAUGAAUAAAUAAAUAAAGAAUUGUAUAUAUGGCAAUUUUGCCACAUGA
Molecule: messenger RNA, 3928 nt
Organism: Botrytis byssoidea
Lineage: Eukaryota; Fungi; Ascomycota; Leotiomycetes; Helotiales; Sclerotiniaceae
Exons: 3
Coding region: 2672-3499 (275 amino acids)
Source: RefSeq, a predicted model, not a curated record